AGUUGUAGUCAAGCGGGUGAAGUUUUACUUUACUGUAUAGUAUGUGGAAACCAGACUGCAAGUUCUGGGAGUUGUUGGACGUCUCCACACUCUCACACCUGGAGGGAAUUCCAGAAGAGGCGGGCCAUGGGAACUGCUGUCCCCAUGCUGCUGCUGUGGGUGUUUGUGCUCGCAGCCUCAGCGCUGGCAGCGCCGGCCCCCGGGGCAGAUAGGCCGAGUCGGCGAGCAUCCCAGGCUCCUAACGUGGUGCUAGUUGUGAGUGAUUCCUUCGAUGGAAGGCUAACAUUUCAUCCAGGAAGUCAGGUAGUGAAACUUCCUUUUAUCAACUUCAUGAAAACACAUGGCACUUCCUUUCUGAAUGCUUACACAAACUCUCCAAUCUGUUGCCCAUCACGUGCAGCAAUAUGGAGUGGCCUCUUCACUCACUUAACAGAAUCUUGGAACAAUUUUAAGGGUCUAGAUCCGAAUUAUACAACAUGGAUGGAUGUCAUGGAAGAACAUGGCUACCAAACACAAAAAUUUGGAAAACUGGACUAUACUUCAGGACAUCACUCCAUUAGUAAUCGUGUAGAAGCAUGGACAAGAGAUGUUGCUUUCUUACUCAGGCAAGAAGGCAGGCCUAUGGUUAAUCUUAUCCCCAACAAGGCUAAAGAAAGAGUGAUGGAAGCAGACUGGAGGAAUACAGACAGAGCAAUAAAUUGGUUAAGAAAGGAAGCAAUUAAUUACACUAAACCAUUUGUUCUGUACUUGGGAUUAAAUUUACCACACCCUUACCCUUCACCAUCUUCAGGAGAAAACUUUGGAUCUUCAACAUUUCAUACAUCUCUUUAUUGGCUUAAAAAAGUAUCUCAUGAUGCCAUCAAAAUCCCCAAGUGGUUGCCUCUGUCAGAAAUGCACCCAGUAGAUUAUUACUCUUCUUAUACAAAAAACUGCACGGGAAAGUUUACAGACAAAGAAAUUAAGAAUAUUAGAGCAUUUUAUUAUGCUAUGUGUGCUGAGACAGAUGCCAUGCUUGGUGAAAUUAUUUUAGCUCUUCACCAGUUAGAUCUUCUUCAGAAAACUAUUGUCAUAUACACUUCAGACCACGGAGAGCUGGCCAUGGAACAUCGACAGUUUUAUAAAAUGAGUAUGUAUGAAGCUAGUGCCCAUGUUCCACUUUUGAUAAUGGGACCAGGAAUAAAGGUCAACCAACAAGUAUCAAAUGUAGUUUCUCUGGUGGAUAUUUACCCUACAAUGCUUGAUAUUGCUGGAAUUCCUCUGCCUCAAAACCUGAGUGGAUACUCUUUGUUGCCAUUAUCAUCAGAACCAUCUAAGAAUAAACAUAAAGUCGAAAACCUACAUCCUCCCUGGAUUCUGAGUGAAUUCCAUGGAUGCAAUGUGAAUGCUUCCACCUAUAUGCUUCGAACUAAACAAUGGAAGUACAUAGCCUACUCUGAUGGUGCUUCAGUAUUGCCUCAACUCUUUGAUCUUUCCUUGGAUCCAGAUGAAUUAAAAAACAUUGCUGCAGAAUUUCCAGAAAUCACUUAUUCUUUGGAUCAGAAGCUUCGUUCCAUUGUAAACUAUCCCAAAAUUUCUGCCUCUGUUCACCAGUAUAAUAAAGAACAGUUUAUCAUGUGGAAACAAAGUAUAGGGCAAAAUUAUUCAAAUAUUAUAGCAAACCUUAGGUGGCAUCAGGAGUGGCAGAAAAAACCAAGGAAGUAUGAAAGUGCGAUUGAUCAAUGGCUUAAAACCCACGUUGCUUCAUAGUUUGAACAAAAAUAAGAAAAUAAUUGUUCUAGAGCUACAUAUAAAUAUGUUCAUAUGUAUUUUAAAUGAAACAAUUUUAGUAAUUACUGACUUUUACUUUAAAGAAUGUAUUGUAUCUUAAAAUGCCACUCAUUAUAGAAUUAUAUAUUUUCAGAAAUGGCUAUUAAGACCUAUUCUUACAAACUUUGUUUUUUUUUUUUUUUUUUGGUGUGGUAUGAAGGAUUAAACCUAGCAUGCUUAACCACUGAGCCAUAUCCCCAGCCAUUUUUUAUUUUAUUUUUUUUUUAGUGGUGCUGGGGAUUGAACCCAGGGCCUUGUGCAAGCAUUCUACCAACUGAGCUAUAUCCCCAGCCCUUAUUUUUUAUUUUGAGACAGGGUCUCACCACGUUGUUUAAGGCCUUGCUAUGUUGUGGAGGCUGAUUUUGAAUUUGUGAUACUCCUGCCUCAAUUUCCUGUGCCGCUGGGAUUAUAGGCCUGUGCCACCGUGCCUGGCUAUUCUUACAGACUAGUAAGAUUUAAUGGAAAUAUCAAAAGGACAGAAGCAGUUACUAUACUAUAAAGUUAUUAUUCUGAAUAAAUAUAGACUAUAAAAUAUUUUAAUAAUAUUAUUAACUUGUAAACCAUAAAAUAAUAAUAUGUAUUUGACAGUGUUAGUGAGUUAUUUGUAUUUGAUGGGAUCAUUUGGUUUUAAUAAUAUUAGGAUUCUUGUAGUGUUUUUUUAACAUGUCUAAAUUUGUACUUUCAUGUAACCAAAUUUAUGAAUCUUUACACCUCAUAAGUAUAUGCAAUUAUAAUUUGUUGAUUAAAAUAAUAUUCAUUUUGAAAUUUA
This is a messenger RNA of Sciurus carolinensis (gray squirrel), 2575 nucleotides long. RefSeq names its product arylsulfatase family member K (gene Arsk). Lineage: Eukaryota; Metazoa; Chordata; Mammalia; Rodentia; Sciuridae. The transcript has 8 exons. The record is from RefSeq and is a predicted model, not a curated record. Bases 127 to 1746 code for a protein of 539 amino acids.